AUGUCUGUUGUGCCGCUGCUGUAUAGCCUAGAUACUAUCGAGUUCAUUUGUGACGUCCCUGUUAUCGCGUACAUUGAUGGAAACCUUGGCCUAUUGUUCAUGAUGCCUAUUCGAAUAGCAUCUGAAUGUGUGGAGUCGUUCGCCCACAUGAAUAUAUUGGCUAACGAUAUGUUGAGGGAAGGCGUUAAGAAAUACUCAGAUUGGCCAACCUACCCGCAACUGUAUGUCGAUGGCGAAUUCGUCGGUGGUUGUGAUAUUGUUCUUCAAAUGGCCGAAGAUGGUGAGCUCCAUGACCUCCUCCUUGAGAAGGGCGUCAUAAGCGCCUAA
Messenger RNA from Perkinsus marinus ATCC 50983, 327 nucleotides. RefSeq names its product glutaredoxin, putative. Bases 1 to 327 code for a protein of 108 amino acids. NCBI's taxonomy places the organism in Eukaryota, Perkinsozoa, Perkinsida, Perkinsidae. The record is from RefSeq and is a predicted model, not a curated record. The transcript is spliced from 6 exons.